Molecule: messenger RNA, 1599 nt
Organism: Rubroshorea leprosula
Lineage: Eukaryota; Viridiplantae; Streptophyta; Magnoliopsida; Malvales; Dipterocarpaceae
Source: the annotation of a GenBank genome assembly
ACCAGGUUUUUUCAGAUCAACUAUAAGGACCAAUAUCGGUCCGGAUAUAUAUGUUCAGACCGAUUUGGGAUAUAUACGGACCGAUUGGUCGGUCUGAAUAUUACAUUCCUGCAGUAGUGAAUUGAUGGACGGGGUUGUGAUCGCAAAUGAGGUGGUAGAUGAAGCAAAAAGGAAGAAGAAAAAGUCAUUCAUGUUGAAGAUUGAUUUUGAGAAGGCUUAUGACAAGGUGAGUUGGAACUUCCUUGACUACAUGAUGAAGAGGAUGGGAUUUUGUAAUACUUGGAGGAACUGGAUAAGGGAAUGCUUAAGAAUAAGCCUAGUGUCAGCCUUCGUCAAUGGUAGCCUAACAAGACAAUUUGUAGUCUCAAGGGGGCUUAGGCAAAGAGACCCGUUGUCCCCAUUUUUAUUCCUAAUUAUUACAGAAGGCUUAAAUGGGCUGAUUUCAGCAGCAAGUCAGAAAGGAUUGUUGGAAGGCACGGAGGUUGGAUCUAGAGGUAUGAUCACCUCACUUGAUAAAAUUCAUAGAAGGUUCUUGUGGGGCAGGAUUGAGGGGGGUAAGAAAAUUAAUUGGGUUAAUUGGGGAAAUGUGUGUAAGGAUAAGGUGAGAGGAGGUUUGGGUGUAAAAGAUCUCAAGAAGUUCAAUAUGGCUUUAUUAGGCAAGUGGUGGGAGAGACUAAUGUUCGAGGAUAGAGGAUUAUGGAAAAAAGUUAUUUAUGAGAAGUAUGGAAAUGAAGGGGAACUAAGCUAUAAUUGGUUGAGGGAGGGCAUUAAUUCUAGCUCUAGAUGGUGGAGGGACUUAUGUAGGUUGAACGUAAUAGAUGAGGAAAAAAGGGGAUGGUUAGCUGAGGGGUUCAAACUAAACGUAGGAGAAGGAGUGGCAGUUAAAUUUUGGUGGGAUAACUGGUGUGGGAGGGGGAGUCUUGCUAACCAAUUCUCGAGACUUUAUCUAAUAUCUGUAAGAAAGGAUAACAAGAUCUCUCAAAUGGGGAAGUGGACUAAUGACACCUGGAACUGGAAUCUACAAUGGAGAAGGAGCCUCUACAAUUGGGAAAAACAACAGGAAACAGAGCUGCAUAAGCAAAUCCAAGAAGUCACAAUUAAAAGAGGAAAACUAGACUCGUGGGAAUGGAUUCACAACAAGGAUGGAAGCUAUUCAACAAAAUCAGCAUAUAAGGCACUCACAAUGGAUAAUAGAAUGGGACAGCAAGAAUCUACACUUCAAAAGGUCUGGAACCCUCUCAUCCCCAACAAAAUUGUAGCUUUCACAUGGCAACUGUUGCAGGAUAAAAUUUCAUCAAAGUUUAAUCUCCUUAAAAGGGGAGUGCUAAAGGAUCUUGAUGAGUGCAGGUGUGCUCUCUGUGAAAUAGAGAUAGAGGACACAAGCCAUCUUUUCAUCCAUUGCAAUUUAGCUUCAACUUUGUGGGCUAACUACUUUAAGUGGUGGGGAAUAAGUACAGCUCUUGACAAAGAUUGUUGGAGGGUGUUCAAACAGCACCCUAAUCUAUUCAGAAUGACAUGGGAGACGGAGGGUUGGGAAUGCAUGUGGUUCACUGUAAUCUGGACAAUCUAGUUAGCCAGGAAUGAAAAGAUAUUCUGCGA